This is a messenger RNA of Vitis riparia (riverbank grape), 638 nucleotides long. RefSeq lists its product as uncharacterized. The record is from RefSeq and is a predicted model, not a curated record. NCBI's taxonomy places the organism in Eukaryota, Viridiplantae, Streptophyta, Magnoliopsida, Vitales, Vitaceae. The transcript has 3 exons. The coding region runs from base 37 to 501 and encodes 154 amino acids.
AAGGUUUAGCAUAGCCUACUCCAAUCUCCCAUCACCAUGAAGCCAUUCCUUGUGUGCUUUCUCUUGAUUUCAGUCCUCCUCUCUCCCUCUUGCGUUAGUGCUCGAGAGCUGACUCAAAAUGAAGAAAUGAGUAGCGAUAAGGUGGGCUUUAUAGCAGGGAAUUUACCUGAUCCACCUUCUACAAGCAAGUGCAAUCCCGGAUCAAGGGACUGUAAAGAAUGCAUAAAAGUCCACCCAGCCCCAGAAUAUAUAAAAGCCCACACAAUCCACCACCCAGCCCCAAAAUAUAUAAAAGCCCACGCAUUCCACCUCCCAGCCCCAAAAUAUAUAAAAGCCCAUACAGUCCACCACCCAGCCCCAAAAUAUAUAAAAGCCCACACUAUCCACCACCCAGCCCCAAAAUAUAUAAAAGUCCAUACAGUCCACCACACAGCCCCUACCACCCACCAGGCCCUUGAAACUGAGAAGAAGCUCAACAAGCUCGACAGGCAUUGUAUCUAAGGCUUAGUAUGUAUGAAGGAGGUUGAUUUGGAGUCGGUGGUUUCAAGUGUUGGAUUAUAUAUAUACAAUCCAGAAGUACUAUGUAUUACCAGUUUGAUUGAUUAAUGAUAGAAUUGUUUCUGUUUCUUCCUUUCUGA